This is a messenger RNA of Didymella exigua CBS 183.55, 1017 nucleotides long. RefSeq lists its product as uncharacterized. Lineage: Eukaryota; Fungi; Ascomycota; Dothideomycetes; Pleosporales; Didymellaceae. The annotation marks the transcript as partial. The record is from RefSeq and is a predicted model, not a curated record. The transcript has a single exon.
CUAUGGCUGCCUUCGUACGAGCAACGUCUUGCCGGCGAGCAGUCAUGAGCCAGUACAUGGACGGCGUCCCAGUGUGCUGCAGAGAGCUGCAGGGCAGAGCUACAGCAGGAGGUGAAGAAGUAGCAAGCUGUGACAACUGCGAGCGCCGUACGGCUGAGGAGCAGGAGCAGGAGCAGCAGCAGCAGCAGCAGCCCGGCAGCGGGCAGGCAGCGUGGCAGGAGGCCACCCAGCUGCAGGCUGUGCAGGAGCAGCUGGUUUGCGCAAAGCUAACAGAGCUCGCCCAGUCUACCUGCCCGUACUGCUGGGCCAUCCUGCACGAAGUGUUUGACGGCGAGAGGAGGAGCAGCGUACGGGAGGCAGAGGAGCAGGAGAUGUGGCACAGCAUCUGGCAGUGCCCGCGGCUCAACGGGGCGCAGAGCGUACGGGAGAUGGAUGAGGUCCGCAGGUGGGUGCGCUACCGUACAGAGGACAAGAUGUGCUGGAAGUGCGGCGUCACGCAGGAGCUGUGUGAAAAGGGAAGGGGAAAGGAGAUAGAGAGCAAGCAAGGAGGGGAGUGCCUGUGGGCUAACGUGGUUGUGCCUGUGCUGUACGGGUUGCGGGAGGCUGGCAGAGCCAAGGCGCAGAUAGAAGGCAGCGAGGCGUGCCGUACGACAACCGUGCUUGGCCGGGCAGGGUACAGGGAGGGGAGGGAGGAGAGAAGCAGUAGGAGCAGCCACAGCAAUAGUAACAGCAACAACAACGGCAACAGCAACGGCAACAGCAACGGCAACAGCAACGGCAACAGCUACAGCCGCACAAGGGCAUUUGGAAGCUGGAUUGGAGCUAGCUGUGCAGGAGGGAGAGUAUUAGGAAGAAGAGCAAGUAAAGGCUUUCAGGUAGUUGUAGAGGCAGUACUUAAGGAGGAGGAGAAGGAAGAAGAAGAGAAGAGUAAAGAAAAGGCAGAGUAAGAGGUAAGUAUAUAUAGUAAUAUUAAGUUAGUACUAAAGUAUUAUAUUAAAGAAGAAGUAAGAGAAGGGA